Molecule: messenger RNA, 4333 nt
Organism: Pygocentrus nattereri (red-bellied piranha)
Lineage: Eukaryota; Metazoa; Chordata; Actinopteri; Characiformes; Serrasalmidae
Gene: tex2l
Product: testis expressed 2, like
Exons: 12
Coding region: 367-3396 (1009 amino acids)
Cellular component (GO): endoplasmic reticulum
Molecular function (GO): lipid binding
Source: RefSeq, a predicted model, not a curated record
AGCGUGCUGUGUUAUCGCAGAGCUCAGAAAACGUAGAAAAAAGUACCAGUAUCAGUGUGGUUUCAAACCCAUGCCAACUCAGACGUGCCCAUCUGUCCAAGCCUUCAGGGCUGAACCUCCAACAGCAGCUGCUCGCCAAGCGGCUUCAUUCAUGAGGAGAGUUUAACACUCCUAGUCUAGUUUCUAGUUAGCUAACGCAGCGGCUAGUCUCUCUGCUGACGUCGGCUAGUUCCAUCUCCAGCGUUUCUGAAGCUCAGUGUUUCAGGACGAUGAGCACAAAGUGCCCCCAGGAUGGUGGGAGAUCUGUAUUGAAGUGGAAGAGUAGCUGGAACUUGGUGCCUCGUGUCUCCUGUGUUGAGAAAAGACAUGGCAGGAAGUGAAAGAUGCCCUUCUGAGACCCAGCUUCCAGCACUAAAGCCUCAUCCACCUGAGCAGCACGAGUCAACUAGGAGGGGAAUAGUCAUUCAGCUGACUGGAACAGAGGGUGAAUGGGACAGUCUUGAUGAUAAUGAGCUCAUUUUCACACUGGACAAGGAUGGCCAGAAAUCUCUCAGCUCCACAAACUCCCUCCCAAAGCCCAGGCCAUGCUCCAUGGACAUCCAGACAGAUGACGAAUGGGGUCCCCACUCAUCCAUGUUCCACGUGCCCUUGUCCCCAUCUUCUCCAGGUUCUUUGGGAGAUUGCUCCUCAUCCUCUGGUCUGGGCUUUCUCUCACCCACUCACCGUCCACUGGCUAGCCUUGUGAAGUCUUUAUCCACAGAGCUAGAGCUGAAGGACACUUCGUCACUCAAGCCCAAGCCUCUGCUCAGCCUGGUUAAGUCCAUCUCCACAGAGCUUUCUCGCAGCGAGCCUGAAGUUUCCCAGUCUAAGUCAGACUCCAAGCUCAAUCUGCACCUGUGGACACAGCUGACCCAGCCUAAAAAACGCAAUGGGGACUCCCGCACUGCCCCCCCAUCCCCUGUUGAUCUGUCUCCUUCUGAACCCAAAGCAGGCUUCUUCAAAGCGGAGCUGGAGGACACCCGCCGCAAGCUGACCGAGGCCAUGCAUGAACCCCUCAGCGUCUUCAGCAAGAUCAUGCGUGAAGACAGUGUGGGCAGCCCUAAGCACCAUAAAAGCACAGGUUCUAUGGAUUCUCUUUACUCUAAAGGAUUUGGAAGGUCAAGUGGAGACCAUACAAUGUCCUGUGAGUGCCCUAUCAGGAGUGGUAAGAGAGUGGAAUGUGAUGGACUUCCCAUGUGUAACUGGGCUGUGAGACAACGUAAGAGAUGUCCUCAAAGAUCUUACCUUUCGCACAGUCACCACAGCAAACCAGAAGACACAGUAGCCACACCAGAGGUGUGCUCAAAUGGAGAUGUUAUGCUCGAUGGUGAAAUAACCGAUAAAAGUGGCCCAGCAGAAGAACAACCAUGUUCUCCUGUCCCAAAGACGGCUCUUGGCUGUGUUGUUGCUUCGUCCUACUGCUACUUCGUCUUGCCUUUGUCCCCUUAUUGGUCUGGAAUGUUUGUAGGCUUGGCAUUGGGCUUCAUGCUAGGGCUUCUGCUUAUCCGAUUAGGUCUGACCAUGGCACAGCCGCAUAAUGGACACCCAUAUAGACUCAAUGAGAACCCAUAUGACAGGUUUCAGAGUGAGUCUUUCCAGAGCAACACACAUGCACUUAAGGGCUGGAUGAAUGAGAUGUAUGCAUAUGAUCCAGAGACCUACUGUCCCUCCUUAAUGCACUCUGUCUAUGCUACGCUGGAUGGGUCGUGUCUUCGGCUGGACUACCCCAGAAACAACAUCCCCCGCUGGGCCACAUUUGAUGAGCCGCUACGUGAGAAAAGUUUCAUCCACUCUCGUACGUUCCAGCUGGAUGGAAGCAAGGUGUUCCUGCUGCCCCCAGUUCUGGCACGUAAAAGAGUGUGGAACAGGAAAUAUCCCAUAUGCAUCACUCUGGCUAAAGCAGAGGAGCAAACAGAGGAGGUGGGACUGCUGGAGAGUCAUCCUGAGACACACAGACCUGAGAAAUCAGCUCAUCUACCAUCUAAAUCCAGCCACCCCACCAUACUCUACCUCUUCGGAAGAACAGGGAGGGAAAAGGAGGAGUGGUUCCAUCACCUUCUCUCUGCAUCCACUGUCAAAGAAGAGGGCCACUGUGAAACCACAUCAGAUGUGUCAGGGAUGCAAGAGGAAGGCUCCUGGUGUCAGGUGCAGGUUACUGGUAUCUCCAGCAGGGGUAGCACUGAGAACAUUUCGUCUGUGCCUGUGUUCCCUGUUGACAUGGUGGGCAGAAUGAGGGAGAAUGUCCUGCUGGACUACACCUCCUACAUGACCUAUCUCAUCUACUCAGCACACACCAGUCCACUAGCAAGCUCCUGUCAUAGCAGCACUCAAGGCAGUCCCACUGACAAAGAGCAGAAUGUAUGUUAUCAUGGAGAGGAGACGCAGCCAGUUUGGAUCAAUGCCCUGAUUGGUCGAAUCUUCUGGGACUUCCUCCAUGAAAAGUACUGGGCGGAUCAAGUAGCCCACAAGGUUCAGCGCAAGUUGAGUAAAAUAAGGUUGCCUUACUUCAUGGAUGAUCUGACCCUGACCGAGCUGACCAUGGGUUCCUGCAUGCCCCAGAUUACCAGCACAUCCCUGCCACACAUCAAUACUAGAGGACUGUGGCUGCAGCUGGAGAUCGAGUACACAGGUGCCCUGCAGAUGACACUGGAAACCAAGAUUAACCUGUCCAAACUGGGCAAGGAUGGUGACACAGAGGUGUUUAGAGAGGUGGAGACCUACCGUGUGCACACCAGGUCCAAGCUCUCUGUUCUGGCUGAUAGUGAUGAAGAGUCCUCCAGUGCAGGGUCCUCUGAUGAAGAGGAGGCUCCAUCCACUGAGCCUCAAGGCACUCUGGGAGAGAAGGGAACUGUUCCUGGUGCUGAAAGCGGUGCGGCUGUGGGCAGCACAGGCCGGCGGAUUUUGAGAUUUGUCGACAAAAUCGCUAAAUCCAAGUACUUCCAGAAGGCCACAGAAAAUGAGUACAUCAAAAAGAAGAUUGAGGAGAUGUCCAACACGCCUCUGCUGCUUACGGUCAAAGUUCAAGAACUUUCUGGAACACUUGCUAUCAACAUUCCACCUCCCCCAACAGACAGAAUUUGGUACAGUUUCUGUGUGCCGCCAAAGCUUGACCUGCGAGUCAGGCCCAAACUAGGAGAACGGGAGGUGACCUUCUGUCAUGUGACUGAAUGGAUUGAAAAAAAGCUACAGGAUGAGUUUCAGAAAGUCUUUGUUUUGCCGAACAUGGAUGACAUAUGCACUCUAAUGCACUCUGCCAUGGAGAGCCAGCCAGCGCCUCAGCAGAAUCCAGCACCACACUGUUCUACUAUGAACUCCUCAGAGACCUGCACCCUCAGCCAUACUUCCCAAUCAGACUAGUGCCUCAUUGCCUCAUUCCGCUUGUGAAAAUACAUCACCUCCACUUCAGUGGGUACGUCAUGGAGUUGCAGUGCAAAAAACAACAGGAGUGGAGUUCAGACUUGCUUACAUUUCCUUUUACGUGAUAAGAAAACAAAGGCCAAGUCAAGCACAGUCUCACUAUUGUAUAUGUGUUUAAUUAAUGGAUCCACAACUGACUGUGAAGUAUUUUACUUGUUUAUUUUUUUAAUAGAUACCAAAGAAUGUGUAAAAGGUUUAUGGACUAUAAAGUAGAUUCUAAAAUAAGGACGGGUAUUGACCUAUUUAUUUACAAUUUCUUUGUUAAAUAAAUACUAUUUAGACAUUUUAAGUCACAGAGAAUAUCAAGAUGAUUGAAGAUUAUAUUGCUACUGGACUUUCACACGAGAGUUAUCUUCACCUUCAAUGACAAUAGGUGAUAAAGGAAUGCUGUGUGCAGUCUGAACUUUCUUUAGCAAGUGAUAUAUAAGGAUUUGCGACCCAGCUGUUGGAAUGCAUUCAUUUAGUAACAACUCUGCUGUUGUCUUGUUUGCUACACAGCAGACUUUAAGACUGCAGGGCACAUAAGACUGGAUAAAAGCACACAGUGGAAAUGUUCUAAUUUGAUGUAAAUAUAUUGGAAUGGAUGUAGUUUUUAAGAGUUUGCACAUUAAAGGGGCAUUCUGGACUAAAACUAGCUUUCAAUACAUUCUUUGUUUUACAUUCUUUGUUAGCUUUGAAAUAGUCCACAAUUUUAUAUCAUUUUUACAUUUUCAUCCAUCAAUGUUCUCUCAUUACAUUAUCCACCAUGCAUUGCACAAAUAUGUCAAACAAAAAUAAGGGAUCCUCUAGCAGUGACAAAGUAAUGGACUGAUGUAGACGCUAAUAAAUAAAGGGGUGAUAGUUGGCUCCCAACGCUAACAUCUGGCUUACUUUUGCA